Molecule: messenger RNA, 1153 nt
Organism: Aphanomyces astaci
Lineage: Eukaryota; Oomycota; Saprolegniomycetes; Saprolegniales; Verrucalvaceae
Product: CMGC/CDK protein kinase
Exons: 2
Coding region: 41-1108 (355 amino acids)
Biological process (GO): protein phosphorylation; signal transduction; G1/S transition of mitotic cell cycle
Cellular component (GO): cytoplasm; nucleus; cyclin-dependent protein kinase holoenzyme complex
Molecular function (GO): cyclin binding; cyclin-dependent protein serine/threonine kinase activity; ATP binding
Source: RefSeq, a predicted model, not a curated record
AAAAGGAGGAUCAUUCCAGCGGUAAAUCCAAGCGUCGGCGAUGGGUGAAUUUGACUCGGAUGAUGAGGACUUUGCAGUUGUGGGAGCGUACACGAUGCAUGAGGAGAUAGGUCGGGGAACGUAUGGUAUCGUGUACGUAGCAACACACAACACAACGGGCGAGAAAGUUGCGAUCAAACGGUUAUUCCAGCGACAGGACUCGAGCACAUCCGACGAAAUUGAGGUGAUGCAGCGCCUCGUGGGGGCGCCACAUGUACUACAGCUCCAGGAGGUACUCCAAGAACAACACCAAGAUGAACCCUCGACAUUCAUCGUGUCUGAGUACAUGGAGAGUGAUCUGGAAACCGUGAUCAAAGCCACGGAAGCGAUCCCGCAGGUCUCCUUGGCACACAUCAAGAGCUACCUUCGCAUGAUCCUUCAAGGUCUCGCUGAAUGUCAUGCACGUCAUAUCAUCCACCGCGACGUCAAACCGAACAACAUCCUCCUCGCCACGAACGGAGCAGCCAUGCUCGCAGACUUUGGGUUGGCAGUGGUGGUGCCCGAACUCGCCACACGUGUGUCGCCGUGGAGUUUAAGUUUCCAAGUCGUGACUCGGGCCUACCGCGCCCCGGAGCUUCUCUUCGGUCUCAAGCAGUACGACACGAGCGUUGACAUGUGGUCUCUCGGCUGUGUGUUUGGCGAACUCGUAUUGCGCAAAGUUUGGUUUGACGGGGUAUCCGACAUCGACCAGCUCAACCUUAUGUUCCGCGCUCUGGGAUCUCCCGACGAGCAACACUGGACCGCGGCCAAGGCGUUGCCGUUCUACCUCGAGUUCGCCCCCACAUCGCCUCCUUCCCUCGCCACGCAGUUCCCGACGCUACCCCCCUCAGGCGUCGACCUCCUCACAAAGAUGCUUCGAUUGGAUCCGUCCGCACGCAUCUCAGCCGCCGACGCCCUCACCCAUCCGUUCUUCGCCGAAGCGCCGCUGGCGCUGGACCCGGCGCUCUUGCCGAUGGUGACACCGCCGGAACGAGGACGAAAACGUCGCGCGUCAUCGCUCGAAGAAGAAUAUGGCGAUCAAGCCGACGAGGGAGGCGAAGGGCCGAUGAAAGGCCGUCGACUGUUCUGACCAUACCAUAAAUAGUAAUAUACUUUUGCUAGUCAUUUUUGGACA